AUGGCUGACCCAACGGCGAUCACCAGAAACGCGGCAAUCCUCGGUACAAAUUUUGCGCAUCAUUAUUACGCCGUGAUGCGUACUACACCUGAACACGCGGACCAAUUCUACGAAGAUUCCGGUGAGUACCAGACGGUAUACGAGGAUUGCACUGCCGUCAUAGCCAGGACCCGGCAGCAGGUUAAAAAAGUGUUGUCGCGACCCAUGGCAGCGUCCAAGUUAACCGUUCAAUCGAUUUUUUCGGUCCCGUAUGGUGGAUCGGUUGAACGCNGCGGAGUGCAGACCGAAACGGUUGAUUAAUUACGUCAUUGUGACGUCGUUAAUUCAAUAUAUUAACGUUGUACAAGCCGGCGAAGACUCGAAUCAGAAAACGACUCUCGAUACAGGCGACUGCCGAAUUCGCAUCGGCAAUGAUGGCACGCCGACGGCUUGUUUAAAAGCGAAAAAACAAGUAGGAUCUACGCCUUAUUUACCCACAUACCAUAACUUGUUUCCCAAUACCGUGACCGAUAACGUGAAAACCGAUGUCUUCAUCGAUAAUGCACUUUUCAGUUUUAUUAAUUAUUUAACAAAUCACGCUAAAAUCACUAUAUCUCGCGAACCACUUCUCGGUGCAGCAACCGAUAACACAACGACAGCAGAUUCAAAAGCGAACAAACACGUACGAAUUACCUCCGAUAAAGCUACAAACCACGAAACCCUUAUCGAUAAUUUUAUAGAUAGCACUCAAGACGGCAUCGUCACUGAAAACCCACCUAUCAUAAUUUUAAAAUGUGAAUCCAAACCAAUAGAAAUCCAAACCCCCACUAAACCCUCAACUCAGAAUUCGGCAAGCAUUAAGGUAAAUCAAAGUUUAGCCACGCCAAAUCUACCAACUACAACCUUAAACCGCUUACCCGGUCCAUCCCAAAUGUUUACUCCCCGUGAACUCUCUUUGAAUUCACACACCAAAAACAAUCAUCAAAAUUUUGCCACCGGAAAAUCACAGAUCCAAAUAUUAAAACGCGUCCCAACUCCACCUGAAAUCAAAUCCUCUCGUAAAACUCUUCCUUCAAUCAUCUAUAAUUAUAAUUCGAAACUCGGUUCAACCGAAAAAAAACAACCUGUUCAAAUUUUAAACCCCGUACCUAAUACCCCCGAAGUACCGGCUCCAAGUGAACCAUCAACUUCGAAUAAAACUAGCAUUGGUAAACAUCAAAAUUUAGCCUUGCAAAACCCAUCUACUACAAUCGUUAACCACGUACCUAUUCCUUCCGAAAUGACCGAAUCUCGCGAACAUCACUCAAAUGCCCAUACCCAAAACAAUCAUCUGAAUAUCGCCACCGGAAAUUCGCAAGUUCAAAUAAUGAAACGCGUCACAAGUCCAACUGAAAUAAAAUCCCCCCGUAAUCAUAUCCCAUCAAUCACCGCUUAUUAUAAUUCACCGUUAGGUUUGGCCCAAAACAAACCACCUGUUCAAAUUGUAAAAUUCGUACCCAAUCCUCCCGAAAUAUCAGCUCCCUGCGGACCCCAAACUCCGACUAAGGCCAGCAUUAGUAUACAUCAAAAUUUAGCCACGCAAAACCCAUUUACUACAAACUGUAACCGCGAACCUAUUCCCUCCAUAAAAGCCAAAUCCCGCAAACCUCACUCGAAUGCUCCCAGCCAAAAAAAUCAUCUGAAUUUCGCCACCGGUAAUUCGACACUUCAAAUAAAAAAAAGCAUCCCAAGUCAACCUGUAAUCAAAUCUCUUCCCGCAAGAUUUGAAUAUCGGAAUACUGUUAGUUACCAUGUUCCUUUCAGCUCAUUCAGGCCAAAGAAACCUGUAUAUAUUGGACCAUUAUUUAGUACCCCAAAUUUCCCAUUCACCGUUAAUAGUGUGCCGCACCAACAAUGGGCGAAUACUUAUAUUCAGCCCCAAAAUGUCCAUUUACCACCAGUGGUGCACCGUACUAACAAUGUAUGGACACCAAAAAUUCGUCGUGGCUAA
Messenger RNA from Cinara cedri, 1969 nucleotides. The record is from the annotation of a GenBank genome assembly. Lineage: Eukaryota; Metazoa; Arthropoda; Insecta; Hemiptera; Aphididae.